AUGACAGGAGCCUGGAGACAUUUGCUGAGAGCUUUGCACCUGAAAACCUUAUCUCUCUGGACCCCCAAGACGUGCUUUUCCCUUAACGCUGGUGCUUUCUGGACAUCUGUGACCAGGUGCGGCUUUCAUACAAAGCCCAGCAUGCCGCCAUGUGACUUCACACCAGAAAGAUACCAGUCCCUGGCCUAUAGCCGAGUCCUGGAGGUCCAUAAGCAACAUCUCUCUCCUGUGCACACAGCCUAUUUCCCAGAGCCCCUGUUGCUCCACCAGGGACACAUGGAGUGGCUCUUUGAUCAUGAGGGAAACAGAUACCUGGAUUUCUUUUCUGGGAUUGUCACUGUCAGUGUUGGUCACUGCCACCCGAAAGUAAACGCAGCAGCGCAAAGGCAGCUGGGCCGCCUGUGGCAUACAAGUUCUGUCUUCUUCCACCCUCUGAUCCACGAAUAUGCAGAGAAGCUUUCAGCACUUCUUCCUGAGCCGUUGAAGGUCGUUUUCUUGGUGAACAGUGGUUCAGAGGCCAAUGACCUAGCCAUGCUGAUGGCCAGAGCACACUCAGACAGCACAGACAUCAUUUCUUUCAGAGGAGCCUACCAUGGAUGCAGUCCUUACACACUUGGCUUGACAAAUGUGGGCAUCUAUAAGAUGGACCUGCCUCAUGGGACAGGCUGCCAACCAACAAUGUGCCCAGAUAUUUUCCGUGGCCCUUGGGGAGGAAGCCACUGCCGAGAUUCUCCAGUGCAAACAAUUAGGAAAUGCAGCUGUGCACCAGACUGCUGUCAAGCUAAAGACCAGUAUAUUGAACAAUUCAAAGAUACUCUGAGCACUUCUGUGGCCAAAUCAAUUGCCGGAUUUUUUGCAGAGCCAAUUCAAGGGGUGAAUGGCGUUGUUCAGUACCCGAAGGGGUUUCUAAAGGAAGCCUUCGAGCUGGUGCGCGAGCGGGGAGGCGUGUGCAUUGCAGAUGAAGUGCAGACAGGAUUUGGAAGGCUGGGCUCUCACUUCUGGGGCUUCCAAACACACGGUGUCCUGCCAGAUAUUGUCACCAUGGCUAAAGGGAUUGGGAAUGGCUUUCCCAUGGCAGCAGUCGUGACAACUCCAGAGAUUGCCAAGUCCUUAACCAAGCACCUGCUUCACUUCAAUACCUUUGGAGGGAACCCCAUGGCCUGCGCCAUUGGUUCAGCCGUCCUUGAGGUGAUUAAAGAAGAAAAUCUACAAGAAAAUAGCCAAGAAGUUGGCACCUAUAUGUUGCUGAAGUUGGCUAAGCUGCGGGAUGAAUUCGAAAUUGUGGGAGAUGUCCGAGGCAAAGGUCUCAUGAUAGGAAUAGAAAUGGUGAAGGAUAAGGAGAGCCACCAGCCUCUUCCCCGUGAAGAAGUAAAUCAAAUCCACCACGACUGCAAAUGCAUGGGGCUUCUGAUUGGCAGAGGCGGCCUUUUCUCUCAGACUUUCCGCAUUGCGCCCUCAAUGUGCAUCACUAAACCAGAAGCUGAUUUUGCGGUGGAAGUGUUUCGCUCUGCCUUAAUUCAGCACAUGGAGAGAAGAGCUAAAUUAAAAUUUUAA
Messenger RNA from Budorcas taxicolor (takin), 1554 nucleotides. It is a transcript of the gene AGXT2, whose product is annotated as alanine--glyoxylate aminotransferase 2. Lineage: Eukaryota; Metazoa; Chordata; Mammalia; Artiodactyla; Bovidae. Gene Ontology annotation, cellular component: mitochondrion. The coding region runs from base 1 to 1554 and encodes 517 amino acids. The transcript has 14 exons. The record is from RefSeq and is a predicted model, not a curated record. Gene Ontology annotation, molecular function: L-alanine:glyoxylate transaminase activity; pyridoxal phosphate binding. Gene Ontology annotation, biological process: glyoxylate catabolic process.